CUAAAACAAGCGCGUUUUGAGUUGACAAGCCAUGGUUUUUAUCGGAUUUAGCGACGCCAUGAGAGGCUCUACAUCUCCCUCUCAACAUAUUCGCCUCCCUCGUUUGUCUUAUAUAUAUAUAUAUACAUAUUUUUGAGAUUUGAUGUAUGCAUUACUUGGGCACACAAUUUUGGACACAUUAGAAGGAUACCGGAGCUUUAGGAUAAACAAGGAACGGAGCAACUUUUUUGGGACUUUCCCACAUAGGGAUUUCUUUUUCUAUUUUCUUUUUCUUUUUUUCUUUCUCUCUCUCUCUCUCUCUCUCUUUUNUUUUUCUUUUUUUCUUUCUCUCUCUCUCUCUCUCUCUUUUUUUUUUUUUUUUUUUUUUUUUUUUUGGAACGAUGUGGGACACAAGCUAUGUGGCAGCCAUUUUCUGAGGAUGGAUGGAUCGGGAGACUCGGAUCAGGCUGGUGUGGAAAUUGAAGACUAAGGACAUGGAUUAGGCUUAUGGUUUUGUCGGGAAUA
Messenger RNA from Trichoderma asperellum CBS 433.97, 504 nucleotides. The record is from RefSeq and is a predicted model, not a curated record. NCBI's taxonomy places the organism in Eukaryota, Fungi, Ascomycota, Sordariomycetes, Hypocreales, Hypocreaceae.